UCCGCCCAAAGUGACUCGGAUUUAUUUAAAAAGUUGUAUUGUUGAGUUUCUACAACGUAUGAACGUUAUGUGUGUGAUUUUCUACCUAUUUUUUAUGUCUAAGAAGCAAAUCAUUGCAAGUAGCUUUUUAGUCCCAUUGUAGUUGUUUAAUAAAUUAAAGAAGUGAGAAACUAGCUAAGUAUCAGAAUUAAAAUGGAUGUUUAUUGCCGCAAGACUGUGAUCAAAAUAGAAGAAGAAAAUGAGGAUACGAAAAAACAAUUUACCGGAGCCUUAGUGAAUAAAACAAAACCGAAUAACAUUAAAAAAUCAUACAAGAGUUGUUCGACGACCUACAACAAUCCUCAAAAAAAAAUUGACGCAGAUGCAUAUAGUGUCGGAGAACCGUACAACAAAACAAUGUUCAACGUCGAAGUGGACCUAGUGAAUGGACAUUAUUUUGAGUCGACGAUUGAAGUUGAAAAAAAUAGUUUUUUAGAUGUGCAAACAACAAACUACGAUUUGGACAAUUUGGACAAGAUACAGUCAUUUAUCUGCGAUAUAUGCCAAAAGUCAUUUUCUACAAGAAAGAGAGUUUCCCGGCACAUUACACAUUCACACAGUGCACACUUAUCAACCCAGAAAAGCACUAAAAAACAAUUCGUCAAAAACACUUUUAUUGGUGUCAAUCGUAUGAGAAAUGAAGACCAUAAAAAACCUGCUGGUUGUUAUUUCGAAUCUGGGAUUGGAACAGAUAACAAUAAACAAACAGUACCGAAUAGUAGCAAUGAAGAUAUAACAAAACGGUCAUUAUUCCAGUGUAAUUUAUGUCAAAUGUCGUAUAACACUAAAAAGCAAAUAUCUUUACAUAUCAUGAAAUACCACAAAAGUUCGACGAACAAACACUCUCCUCGAAAACCAAACACUGAAAUUCCCAAUAAGUUUUCUGCAGGAAGCACAAACAUCAACCGUCCUUACAAAUGUGCGGUGUGCCUAAAAUCGUUUUUUCAAAAUUCCCACCUCACAGUACACCAACGCGUGCACACUGGCGAGAAGCGUUAUAAAUGCGAUAUAUGCUUAAAGUCAUAUUCGUCUAAAGCCUACCUAGAAGUACACGAACGUGUGCACACUGGUGAAAAACCUUAUAAAUGUAAUCUGUGUUUAAAGUCAUUUUCUGUAAGAUGCGCUCUUACGGUACACACACGCGUGCACACUGGGGAAAAGCCCUACAAGUGUGACGUGUGUACAAAAUUAUUUAACCAAAAAGGCCACUUUGAAGAACACAAACGCGUGCACACUGGAGAGAAACCCUACAAAUGUAAUGUGUGUUUAAUGACAUUUUCUGUAAAAGCCACUCUCUCAAAGCACAAACGCGUGCACACUGGAGAAAGGCCAUACAAAUGCCACGUGUGUCUAAAUUCAUUUUCUCGAAAAGCUCACCUAACAAACCACGAACGCCAGCAUACUGGGGUAAAGCCCUAUAAAUGUGGCGUGUGCCUUAAGUCGUUUUCUAAUAAAGAUCUCCUAAAACUACACUUACGCGUGCAUACUGGCGAAAAACCUUAUAAAUGCGUUGUGUGCUUAAAGUCGUUUACUCAAAACGCCCACCUUAAAACACACGAACGUUUGCACACAGGAGAAAAGCCCUACAAAUGCGAUGUGUGCUUAAAAUUAUUUUCUGAUAAAUCUGCUCUCACACAUCACAAACGCGUCCAUACAGGUGAAAAACCCUACAAUUGCGAUGUGUGUUCAAAAUCAUGUUCCCAAAAACAUGACCUCGCAAGACACAAACGAUUGCACACUGGAGAAAAACCCCACAAAUGUAACGUGUGCCUAAAGUCAUUCACAGUAAAAUCCUCUCUUACACAACACAAACGCGUGCACACUGGAGAAAAGCCUUACCAAUGUAACUUGUGCCUUAAGUCAUUCACUGUAUCAUCUAGCCUCAAAAAACACAAAUGCCAAUAAAAACAAGCUUGAGAACUUCGGUCAGUAGUUUUAAUAAAACCUAAACAAUUAUUAGUUUAAAUGUAAUAUAAAUUCGACUUUACCCUGU
Molecule: messenger RNA, 2032 nt
Organism: Adelges cooleyi (spruce gall adelgid)
Lineage: Eukaryota; Metazoa; Arthropoda; Insecta; Hemiptera; Adelgidae
Product: zinc finger protein ZFP2-like
Exons: 4
Coding region: 193-1944 (583 amino acids)
Source: RefSeq, a predicted model, not a curated record